AUGCACUACAGUUCUCAUUCGACUAGUUCAGCACCUCAGGAAUAUGCAAAGGAAAAUGAAAACACCGAAUAUGGCGAUGUAGGAAUUGCAAUGGCUCAUUACAAGCAGAGACAAGGCCAAAAUCAACAAGCACAUCAACAUCAGCAUGCGCCAUUUCAGCAGCACAGGGUAGCAUUAAGCGAUGUUACCUCACAAGUUUCUAAUAGGAUGUAUAUUAAUAAUGCUUCUGUAAAGCAAUUAGCAACAACAUCAACAGUAGAAAAUGGGGGACCUAAACGUGCAAGUAUGGGUAGAAAUGAGAGGUAUGUUGCAAUCGAUGAAUUGGAAAAUAAACAAUUGCAAUCGCAACAUAAGGUACAACGAUCGGUAGAUCAAUCGGAGGUAUAUGUUGACGUUUUAAAGAGAAAUGAAAUGAUAGGAAAUGAGCAUGCGGAUGCUGUAGUGGAAGAUCAAACGGAGGUGAAUGAGGAUGAUGAUGAGGAGGAGGAGGAAGAUGAGGAAGAUGAUGAUGAUGACAGCGAUGAUGACAGUAAUGAACCUCUGUCACCUGUCUUUAAUGAAAGAAGUGAGGCUAUUUUAGAUCAAGCCUUUAGAGAAUAUCAUCGUGAUUCGCCAGAUCCAUUAGAUGAUGAUACUUAUGACGUGGUUAUGGUUUCAGAGCUUAGUACCGAAAUAUUUGAAUAUCUAAGAGAAUUAGAAAUGAAAUAUAGGCCGAAUCCCUCCUACAUGGAUAUACAACCAGAAUUAAAAUGGUCCUAUAGAAGUACACUAAUAGAUUGGAUUAUUCAAGUACACUCCAGAUUUCAGUUAUUACCUGAAACUCUUUAUUUGACUGUUAAUAUCAUUGAUAGGUUUCUUUCGAGGAAAACUGUUACAUUAAACAGAUUUCAACUUGUGGGGGCAGCCGCGUUAUUUGUGGCAGCUAAAUAUGAAGAAAUUAAUUGUCCAACGUUAAAUGACAUCGUUUACAUGUUAGACCAUGCCUAUACAAAGGAAGAUAUCGUUAAAGCUGAGAAAUUCAUGAUUGAUACGUUAGAUUUUGAAAUUGGUUGGCCAGGUCCCUUUUCAUUUUUAAGAAGGAUUAGUAAAGCCGAUGAUUAUGAAUACGAUACUAGGACUUUAGCCAAAUAUCUUUUAGAAACAACAACGAUGGAUUCUAAGUUAGUUGCAGCUCCACCAAGCUGGUUAGCAACGGGUGCAUAUUUCCUCAGUAGAAUUAUUCUGGGUUGUAAUGAAUGGACCUUGAAACAUAUCUAUUAUUCUGGUUAUACUCAAGAACAAAUUUUCCCACUAGCGACUGUAAUAUUGGAAAAUUGUAGGUUUGCUGAAAGACGUCAUCAAGCCAUUUGGAAAAAAUAUUCAGAACGUAGACAGCAUAGAUCGGCUCAAGUAGUCGCCAAAUGGAUUGCAUUGGCUGAGAGGAGGAUUGAUCAGUCAUCUAUUUGA
Molecule: messenger RNA, 1446 nt
Organism: Zygosaccharomyces rouxii
Lineage: Eukaryota; Fungi; Ascomycota; Saccharomycetes; Saccharomycetales; Saccharomycetaceae
Gene: CLB3
Product: B-type cyclin CLB3
Exons: 1
Coding region: 1-1446 (481 amino acids)
Biological process (GO): mitotic cell cycle phase transition; regulation of cyclin-dependent protein serine/threonine kinase activity
Cellular component (GO): cytoplasm; cyclin-dependent protein kinase holoenzyme complex; nucleus
Molecular function (GO): cyclin-dependent protein serine/threonine kinase regulator activity
Source: RefSeq, a predicted model, not a curated record